UCAAUAUAAUGGGAUUCCCGUGACUUGUAAUUAUAUUUCCUGCUUUAAUUUUUCAAAUCGCAAGCAUGGCGGUAGGACGUUUCUAUAUUUUGUGGACAUUUUGCUGUGCUCUAACCGUCGCAGAUACUGAAGCUGGAUUAAAACCAAAACCCCCAACUCCACCGCCUGUAAAUCCCUUCACCCCCGGGGACGUAAAAUGGUGUGCAUGGAAAAUGGGUGGAACCGUUGCCCGUUUUGAAGUUCUACCGGGACUCGGGUGGGAUAAUCUUCAGAACAAAGAUGCUGGGAUGCUAGUACAGUUUAACUACUCGGAGUGUCGGACGACGGACGACGGAAGGUACCUCAUUCCAGAUGGUGUAUUUACUGUUCCAAUCAAAUCCAGUCAGCUAGAAGUCUUCGGAGAAUUGUUCCAGCAUUGGAAUAACUAUACAGCCACCACGUCGUCUUCUGUCAACGUCGAAGCGGGACUCCAUUUAGGAAGUUUCGGUAUCAGUGGAAAAUAUUCUCAUGAAUCACAAAGCGUACGUAAGCACCAAAUCAUGGACAAAUCAGUGACAACGCGAGUACAGGCUCGGUAUGUACGCUACUCGGCUAAAUUACAACCCGACACUCCGCUCAACCCAACCUUCCAAAGGCGACUCAAGAACAUUGCAUAUUAUAUACAGACCAACAAAACUAAUAUGGCCCGAUACCAGAGUCAGUUGCUUGUGAGAGACUACGGUACACACGUGAUUUCAAGCGUUGACGCAGGCGCAAUCAUUGCACAGUUAGACGAAGUAAAAACAACCUUUAGCAACAGUUACAGCAUGGACAGUCAGCAGGUAGUGGCAGCCGCUAGUGCGUCUUUCGGGAGUAUAUUUAACGUCGGGGCUGAGUACAAGCAUAGCGUGUCUAAGGAGGUCAUUGAUCAAUAUCUAGGCAACCGAACACACUCAAAGGUAAAGACAUUCGGUGGACCCGUGUUUCAGCCCAGCAACUUUUCUCUUAAUCAGUGGGCCGCUGAAAUUGGUUUGGACCUAGUCCCCGUGGACAGAUCAGGUUUUCCUAUAUACGACCUUAUCUCAACACUAUCACUUCCAGAUCUACCACCGUCUAUCCUUUAUCCACUCGUCCAAACUGUAAAACAGGCAGUAGAGGAGUACUACAAAUUUAAUGUCUACAGGGGAUGUACCAAUAUAGACUCACCAAAUUUCAGCUUUAUUGCUAAUGUUGACGACGGCACCUGCGAAAGUCCGGAAUCCAACUACACGUUUGGAGGAGUAUACCAGAGCUGUAGUCAGUCAGGGCAACUUCAUCAAAACCUCUGCAAUGGACUCACCCAGAAAAAUCCUCUUACUGGUGGUUACUCGUGUCCGAGCGGAUAUGAAAGUAUCUUACUCACAGAGGGCAAACGUUCCGGUUCCGAGAGUAGAAGGAGCUGUCAUAGUUGUGGGUUUCUUGGGUGGUCCACCUGUUGUGAUAAUUACAUGGUACACGGACAGGCAAAAUAUCAAGCUUUUUGGUGUGUAGCACAAGGGCAUGUUGACCAACAAUCUGGAUUCCAGUUUGGUGGUAUUUACACCACAACGGUUGAUAAUCCACUUACGCAAUCUCAUGGUUGCCCUCUUUACUUCUAUCCCUUGAAAUUCGGUCUAGACAUGAAAGUGUGUGUAAGUGAUGACUAUGAGCUUGGGUUCCGUUAUUCAGUUCCAUUUGCUGGAAUGUUCAGCUGUAUGACGGGAAAUCCUUUAUUCAUUCACCAGGAAGCUUCUUCUCAAAAUCCUGAGAUGCUGCACUCACUUUUCUCCUAUCUGAAGUCCUCAAGUCCCAAUUCCUGGCCUCGAGGAUGUCCAAAGGGAUAUAGCAUGCAUCUGGCCUCAGUAGAAAAUUCCUGUGAAAUCGAUUAUUGCGUGAAAGCACAUGCUUUUGCCAACAAAGGACUUCCACCUGUGAGGCGACCACCAUUUAUGGCACUUCCUGGAGACGCGUACGUGGAUACCGGAGUGAAAGAGGAGUACAUGAUUAGUGUCGGCGGAGAAAAGUGGACAGAUCUAGCGAUGGAUCCGUCUUACUCAGACAAGGAAAAUCAAAAUAGCGACCCACAGACAAAUAACAAAGGUGAAGUCUCCACUGGUACCACAGCAGGUAUCGUAAUUGGGGUCACCCUGGUUGUCAUAGCAACUAUUGCCAUAGUUACCUUAAUGUUUAAAAGACACAGGCGAUCUAAACGUCCAUAUCAGAGGAUGGAUAACCCGGGCGCAAAUUUCGUGAAUCGUCGGGAGUAUGGAACAGCUGGUCAAUCGACAGAGCCUUCACAAUCUGCCUGAACAUUUGAUAUCAGAUCUGUAUUUUU
This is a messenger RNA of Saccostrea cuccullata (small rock oyster), 2332 nucleotides long. Its product is annotated as macrophage-expressed gene 1 protein-like. The transcript has a single exon. The record is from RefSeq and is a predicted model, not a curated record. Lineage: Eukaryota; Metazoa; Mollusca; Bivalvia; Ostreida; Ostreidae. Bases 66 to 2306 code for a protein of 746 amino acids.